Molecule: messenger RNA, 597 nt
Organism: Thamnophis elegans (Western terrestrial garter snake)
Lineage: Eukaryota; Metazoa; Chordata; Lepidosauria; Squamata; Natricidae
Gene: GKN1
Product: gastrokine 1
Exons: 6
Coding region: 1-597 (198 amino acids)
Biological process (GO): regulation of cell population proliferation
Source: RefSeq, a predicted model, not a curated record
AUGGAUAAACUCACAUUGGAGUUAAGGGACAAGGAAGACUCAGAAUAUUAUACAAUUCUGAGUGUGGUGUUUCUAGGAGUUUUCCUAACCCCAGUUUUGUCCAACAAUAACAUCAUUGUAAACAACCAGGGAAAUGUUGGAGGGGCUUCACAUCAAACUGUGAACAUUGAUCACAAAAGGAAGAUUGUGAACAUAGACCACAACAAUGGCUGGAAUUCCUGGAGCUCCGUCUUGGAUUAUGGCACUGGUUUCAUGGCAACCCGGAUAUUGUCCAAGAAAACCUGCAUCAUCGUCAGAAUGAAUAAGCAGAUCAUGCCAGACAUAUCUACUCUUCCCAAAGCCAUCCGGGAAAAACAGAAAGAUCCUAGGAAUGGACCUGCCCCAAAGGAGGUCUCCUUCACCGUUUCCCAUGAGAGAAUUCCAGACUUGUCCGUCUAUGGGAAGCAGGUGCAAACAUUUUGCCGAGGGAUCCCCAGCUACCUCGCGUCUGAAAUUAGAAAGCCAAGUUUUUUCUUCGCGGAAGAAGCAUCCUGCACCCGACUGAACAUCCUGUGCAUCCUCCACUUCUCUUAUUGCCACGAAGCCAUGUAUGAUUAA